CUGGACACAGUGUAGGGACGUUUUAAGUUCAUUCCAUGUACAAUUAAUAGCAGAAUUACUGGCAAUUAAGGUGUAAUAUUAGGCACUAAGGACAUUUGCCGGAAAUCUAGGCAAAUACUUUAAGAGAAUGGCGCGUUGGCUACGGAGCAGCUCCAUCCAAAGGCAAGUAGUCUUUUUAAUUUUCUCUCUGUGCGCUUUCCGGGUGGGAUGCGAGACAAUUCGCUAUUCUGUACCCGAAGAAAUGGAGAGGGACUCCUUUGUCGCCAACAUUGCAAAGGAUUUGGGUGUGACAGUAAGCGAGAUGGCUGCUCGUAAAGCCCGAGUCAUUACUGAAAGAAGUAAACAGUAUUUUCGGCUGAAUCUAAGUACUGGAGAUCUAACAAUAAGGGAGAAGCUUGACCGGGAGGAAAUCUGCCCGCACAGUGAGAUCUGCAAAAUAUUUUUUGAAAUAUUUUUUGACAACCCCUUGCAGUUAAUUCGAGCGGAAGUGGAAAUUUAUGACAUAAAUGAUAACUCCCCCCUGUUCCCGGAAAAUGAAAUUAUAUUAGAAAUCCAGGAAACCACCUCUGUUGGGUCUGGGUUCCCUCUGGAAAGUGCCCAGGAUAUAGAUGUUGGAAGCAACAGCCUUCAGAACUACACACUCGGCCUCAAUGACCAUUUCUCUUUAGUUGUCAGGGCGAAAAAGGAUGGCGAUAAAUACGCAGAGCUCGUGCUGCAGAGACAGCUAGACCGCGAAGAGAAGCCAGAGAUGAGUUUAACACUAACAGCGACCGAUGGGGGUUCCCCCCCCAGGUCCGGUACAGCUCAGGUCCGCGUCAUAGUUCUGGAUGCCAACGAUAACAUCCCUGUCUUUACCCGAGAAACGUAUGAAGCUCACCUCCUGGAAAACAGCCCAGUGGACCACCUGGUAGUCAGAGUAGUGGCCAAGGAUCCUGACGAAGGAUCCUCGGGUGAAGUACGCUAUUCCUUCACACAAAAAUCAGAGAGACAUCACCGGCUAUUCCAAAUAAACUCUGUCACCGGAGAAAUACGAGUCGUCGGAAGGGUGGAUUAUGAAGAAGCUAAAAUGUAUGAGAUGGGAGUUAGAGCCACGGAUGGCGGGGGUCUGUCAGCCCACUGUAGAGUCCUCGUAGGUGUUUUGGAUGUGAAUGACAACCCCCCAGAGCUGGUACUGACAACCCUCACCAGAUCUAUAACCGAGGACUCUCCACCCCAGACAGUAGUGGCCUUGUUCAGUGUCAGAGACCGAGAUUCUGGAGACAAUGGGCGAACAGUGUGCUCCAUCCCUGAUGACGUGCCUUUCAUUCUAACACCAGCCAGGAGCAACUACUAUGAGCUCCGAACAGAAACGACUCUGGACAGGGAGAGAAUCUCGGAAUAUAACAUAACGAUCACGACCAUGGACAUGGGGACACCCAGUCUCACAGCCCAGGAAACGAUUUCCUUAGAAAUAUCGGACGUUAAUGACAACACUCCGGAAUUUACCCAGCGAGCUUACAGCAUGUCCGUGCGGGAGAACAACAGUCCGGAGCUGCUGAUUGGCAGCGUCACCGCCCUGGACACGGACGCAGGGCAAAACGCCCGAGUGACCUACUCGAUCCUGCGCGGCCCGGGCGUCGCCGCGUCCUCCGUCUCCAUCAACCCCGAGAGCGGCGACAUCUACGUGCUCAGGGCGACGGAUUACGAGGAGGAGCGCGAGUUCGAGGUGGGCGUGAGAGCGACGGACGCCGGGUCCCCGGCGCUCAGCUCCGAGGCCGUGCUGCGCGUCGUGGUGCUGGACGAGAACGACAACGCGCCCUUCGUGCUGCACCCGCUGCAGAACAGCACGGCGGCGUGGAGCGAGCUGGUGCCGCGCUCGGCCGAGCCGGGCUACCUGGUGACCAAGGUGGUGGCGGUGGACGCGGACGCGGGGCAGAACGCCUGGCUGUCCUACCAGCUGCUCCGCGCCACGGAGCCGGGGCUCUUCGCCGUGGCGCUGCACAGCGGCGAAGUGAGGACGAGCCGGCCGCUGACGGAGCGCGACACGGUGAAGCACAGGCUUAUUGUGCUCGUCAGGGACAGCGGGGAGUCGCCCCUGUCCUCCUCCGCCACCCUCAACAUCCUGCUCGUGGACGGCUUUUCCGACGCCUACCUGCAGUCCGCUGAUGCCGCCGCCGCCGCCGCCGCCGAAGGGGCCGACACAGGCGCUUUAACCAUGUACCUAACCGUCUCCCUGUGCCUCGUGUCCUUCCUCUUCCUGCUCUCCGUCGUGACAUUUGUCCUGCUCAAGGUGUGCCGGAGGAGAGGGGGCGGGGAGCAGUACACCAGUGCUCCCGGCACGUUGUAUGGCGACGGCAACUUGCCGAGAGACUGGGUGGAUGUGUCGGGGACCGGCACCCUGUCCAGGAGUUACCGAUACGAAGUGUGCUUGAGCACGGGGUCGGGGAGCAGCGAAUUCCGGUUCCUGAGGCCCCUCGUGCCCUGCCCUCCGCAGCAGGGGGGCUGCGUCGUGACGGGCUCCGGGAAGGAACGGGAUCUUCUCACCGACUCUCAUGCGCCCACCGACUUGGAAGGCGCCGACCAGGGCACAGCCUCUUUCUCUGAAGACUUGGUUCCCAGAUCGGGAGGCCCAGGUUGUGCUGUUAACAAGCUAAUAGGGUCGAAUGAAGACUCUGGCCAAAAUGGUUUGCUCUCUUACCAAUAGUGGAGGACAACCAACUUUGAUCUGUUCACUUACAGACAGUGUAAAGGGGACAUGAAAACAAGGAGACAUAUCCUCAAAAAAUUACCAAGAAGGGACUGAUCAGUCUUCUGAGACCAAGGGCAUGCAUCUAACUUUUAUUCUAUAUAUUCUGAUUUAGGAAAUUUAAAAUACCUUCUGCAUUUCAGAUAUGACUAUUAAAAAAGAGCGGGAGAUAUUACUACUUGCAUGUUUUGUUUAUUCCAACCAGUCCUUAUUUUGUGAUUAUAAGAGUUGUGUUGCUCCAGGCUGUUUACAUAUAAAAGGAAGUAUAGAAGUAAUCAAAAGUAAUUCUGAUAAAGUCAAAAGUAAUUUAUCAGAAAAUACCUUCCUUAUAACUUUUUCCUAAAGAUAUGAGUGCCAAAUAUUGUCUUGAUUUCCUGCAACUUUUCCAGUGCCGAGUCUAGACAGCUUAAUUAUGGGAGGGUUUUUUUUUUAAAUAACUUCUAAACUAUUUAGAUAUUAUCAGAUAAAACUGCUUAAAUUAGUUAGUUGGCUAUAAUAUACAUUACAUAUUUUGGGGGAAGGUGGGAAAAUUCUUAUACUCUGAAAAUGUUUUGUUUUUAAUCGUAUUCUUUUUCUAAUCAUGUGAAACUGAAAGUGGUGGUUACAGGGCUCUUCAAGAUCCUUGGAUGUAAGAGUAUAGAAGUGAAAAGUUCAUUUCCAUUACAUCAGUGGUUUUAUAGUAAAAUAGAUGAAAGUCAUACAAUAAAGUUCAGAC
Alligator sinensis (Chinese alligator) is the source of this 3440-nucleotide messenger RNA. Its product is annotated as protocadherin beta-15-like. The coding region runs from base 128 to 2683 and encodes 851 amino acids. The transcript is spliced from 2 exons. Gene Ontology annotation, molecular function: calcium ion binding. Lineage: Eukaryota; Metazoa; Chordata; Crocodylia; Alligatoridae. The record is from RefSeq and is a predicted model, not a curated record. Gene Ontology annotation, biological process: homophilic cell-cell adhesion. Gene Ontology annotation, cellular component: plasma membrane.